CUGCAUUGGUAUGUGGAUGGGCAGGUGAAUGCAGAUUUCUAACAUGCGGCCAUUUGUCUUCCAGUCUUAUUUUGUAACAGAUUAUGAUCCGACCAUUGAAGACUCCUACACAAAGCAGUGUGUGAUCGAUGACAGAGCUGCUCGGCUGGACAUUCUGGAUACAGCAGGACAAGAGGAGUUUGGAGCCAUGCGAGAGCAGUACAUGAGGACUGGCGAGGGCUUCCUGCUGGUCUUUUCCGUGACCGAUCGAGGCAGUUUUGAAGAAAUCUAUAAAUUUCAAAGACAAAUCCUCAGAGUCAAGGAUCGUGAUGAGUUCCCCAUGAUUUUAAUUGGUAAUAAAGCUGACCUGGAUCAUCAAAGACAGGUGACACAGGAAGAAGGGCAGCAGUUGGCACGGCAGCUGAAGGUAACAUACAUGGAAGCUUCUGCCAAAAUUAGGAUGAAUGUCGACCAAGCUUUCCACGAACUUGUCCGGGUGAUAAGGAAAUUUCAGGAGCAAGAAUGCCCUCCUUCGCCAGAACCAACACAGAAAGAGAAGGACAAGCAAGGCUGCCACUGUGUCGUUUUCUAAGAACCCCGCGAGUUUCAGCUACCGACUGCCAGGAAAAGCCCCCUCGACUUCUCUCCUUCCGGUUUGUCGCGCCGGCCCUUUCUCGCCUCAGACAAGCAAGCCCUACCAUGUCACCACGUUAGCCUUCGACCAAGAAGCGGGCUGAUCCUUCCUGUGAAAUAAUACGAUGGUCAUUUCCCAGACACAUUUAACGGAAACACUAAGGCUGCUUUUAAGAUCUGAUUCCUUUACAAUACGUAAAACAAGCGUGUGCGCGCACACACGUUCUUUAAGGGCUGACAUUUUAAUAGAGAUGAGUCCGUUUUGGAACCUAAGCUGUUUGCCAAGCGGAAGUCAUAGGUUGUGAAAUAAUUCUUAACUUCUGGAAUUUCAUUGCUUACCGCUACUCUAAAUAGAAACAUAGGGGGGUAAUUUUUUUAAGUUGGUUGUUUUUAAAUGUGAAUUUUUGCCCACCCUAUACAUUUUUGAUACAACUACACUUGUAAAACACUGUAUUGAAUUUCUAAACGUGAGACAUCUCAGAUCUUACUUGAUGCUACAGCUUCUGUGUUCCAGUGGCCCAAACCCAAAAUGCCUGUUGUGUUAUGGAAUAAAAGUCGUUCUUAAUACUUUUCUUCUUGAAGGCAAUGAUAUUCUAUGUGGCCAAAUAUUUGAGCUGACUCUGGACUCUGAAACACUUUGUUCUUCUCCCUUUUUAAAAACGUAGCUCUUCAUAGCCAUGUGUGGAAGGUGGAAAUCAAUAAUUUGUGUCUCGUCUUCCUUUUCAAGUAUUUCUGGGUAAGGGGUUCAAUAAAACAAAAACUGCUUUUUGUUUGAUGUAAUAUAAAAUGUGGAAUUGAUCUUUCCGGGGUCAGAGAUGAUUAAUGUUUUUGCUAUAUACUUUUAUACAUUAUUUUCUUAUCAAACUAGUUAACAAGUAUUUUUAUAUGUUUGUAAGCAAAUAUGCUUUCUCAGCAUACCUUGUGUAUAUGUAAAGAUAAGUAUUUAAUUCUCAUUGUUCACUUUUAACUGACAAAGACAGACCAAUAUGUGGAAGCUGCAGAGACUGGGGUAGAACUUGGCUCCGGUUGUGAUCCUGGUUGUACCUGCCUUUGGCCAGUCACACCCCCACUGAAGAAACCUUCCCGGGGGAGGCCAGCGCCCAGGAUGAGAACCCGGCGUCCCUCUCCGUGUGCCCUACUAGGUAGUUGCCUGCUCUGUCAGAUGUCACACGUGAACAUGUCAUAGUUGAUGAGUGUGACUGUGGAUGGCUUCUGAUUUCAUUUUCAAAAUUCUGUGGAUUGUGUUUCAACAAUUCGAAAGUCUGUUUCCUGAUGUCGAGAUACUAAGUGGUGUCGCACGGUUGUCACUUUACAGAAUGUGUACAACGGUCCCAGGACGUUUAUCAAGCGUGCCCCGUAGAGCUGCAGGUGCUGGAAUAAAGUCGCUCUGGUAUCACAA
This is a messenger RNA of Echinops telfairi (small Madagascar hedgehog), 2011 nucleotides long. RefSeq names its product RAS related 2 (gene RRAS2). Gene Ontology annotation, cellular component: plasma membrane. Gene Ontology annotation, molecular function: GDP binding; GTPase activity; GTP binding. The record is from RefSeq and is a predicted model, not a curated record. Lineage: Eukaryota; Metazoa; Chordata; Mammalia; Afrosoricida; Tenrecidae. Gene Ontology annotation, biological process: signal transduction. Bases 29 to 571 code for a protein of 180 amino acids. The transcript is spliced from 5 exons.